UAAUUUUUAUAAGCUUUUAAAAGUAAAAUAAAAUAACAAAUAAAAUGGCUGCAGCUCAUGGUUCAGGAGUCAGUAGCGGUAAACGCAAAGAAAUAUAUAAAUAUGUAGCUCCUUGGCCCUUAUAUAGCAUGAAUUGGUCUGUUCGGCCAGAUAAACGUUUUCGUCUAGCUUUAGGAAGUUUCGUGGAAGAAUACAAUAACAAGGUUCAAAUAGUAACUUUAGAUGAAGACAGCAGUGAAUUUGUACCAAAAAGUACAUUCGAUCACCCGUACCCUACGACUAAAAUUAUGUGGAUACCAGAUAGUAAGGGAAUGUAUCCAGAUUUGUUGGCUACCAGCGGUGAUUAUCUUCGAGUGUGGCGUGCAAUGGAUACUGAAACUCGCCUUGAUUGUGUUUUAAAUAAUAAUAAAAACUCUGAUUUCUGUGCACCAUUAACAAGUUUUGAUUGGAAUGAAGUCGAUCCGAAUUUAGUUGGUACAUCAAGUAUUGAUACAACUUGUACAAUAUGGGGUCUAGAAACCGGUCAAAUGUUGGGCAGAACUGAAUGUGUAACUGGGCAUGUUAAGACACAGUUAAUUGCACAUGAUAAAGAAGUAUACGAUAUUGCAUUUUCACGUGCUGGCGGAGGUCGUGAUAUGUUUGCAUCAGUUGGAGCAGAUGGAUCAGUUCGAAUGUUUGAUUUAAGACAUUUAGAACACUCUACAAUUAUAUAUGAGGAUCCAGCACAUACUCCUUUAUUACGAUUGGCAUGGAACAAACAGGAUCCCAAUUAUUUGGCUACUGUUGCUAUGGACGCCUGUGAAGUUAUAAUUCUUGACGUUCGUGUACCAUGUACACCAGUUGCACGAUUAAACAAUCAUCGUGCAUGCGUUAAUGGUAUUGCUUGGGCGCCACAUUCAUCUUGUCAUAUUUGCACGGCCGCUGAUGAUCAUCAAGCAUUAAUUUGGGAUAUUCAACAAAUGCCACGUGCAAUUGAAGAUCCUAUUUUAGCGUAUACGGCCGCUGAAGGUGAAGUCAAUCAAAUUCAAUGGGGAGCAACACAACCUGAUUGGAUUGCAAUUUGUUACAAUCGAUCUUUGGAAAUAUUACGUGUUUAAAACAUUGUGUGUGUGUGUGAGUGUUACGAUUUGUGUUUUGAAUUAAUUUUUAUUUAAAUUAUUUUUUUCAAAUGAAAGAAAUAUGUUUUCAUACUGAAAACAGAAAUGAUCGUUUCAAAAUCUGAAAUCAGAACGAAUAUUUAAAUUAGUUUUACGAAGUAUAGGUAUUUUGUUCAAUCACACGAUUGUGUGAUUGUUGGUUGUUUAUCACAUGAGAAUGACGUAAAAGUAAAAUGAUAAUGGGAUUGUAUAAAUAAUGACUUCUGCAAAAUUAUAAAGAACUUUACGUAUUAGCAGAUACAGUAUCCGAUUACUAUACUGUAUAAUUUAUCAGUUACAUGUACAGGAUAAAAAUAAACAAGCGAAAAAUCGGUAUUUAGCCCGAAAAAUGUGUCGGCAUUCUGAUUAACUCUGAUGUCACUCACAUCAACUGUUGGGAUUCUUUUAAAACACAAUGUUAACUUAUUUCGAAAAUUCUUAUUCACGUUUACUUCGAAAAGUAACUAUUGUAAAUGUUUGUUAUCAAUAUAAAAGAGCAGAUUUCCAACCCCUUCUAAAAUUCGGUUCAAAUUGAAGAAAAUAACUAAUCCAUAUACUCUGUGUCAAUAAAACUGUGCGUUUUUUUGUGACACAGAGGUACGUUUUAUCAAAUUCUACCAGCAUGUAUUCAUAUAUUUUAUUUCGAAGUAAACAUGAAACACUAUAAUUGGAGUAGCCUAAUCAUGUUUUUUAAUAGAAACUCAACAAUUGAGUGGCGUUAUGAUUCAUUUUCGGGCUAAAUGCCGAUUUAUAAAAACAUAGUAAAUGCGUAACAGCUUGUAUAAGUUGAAAAAAUUUUAAACAAAAAGAUUUGUUUUAAAGGAAAGAAAAAAUGAAAAGGAAACAUUUUUUAAUCUUGAAUAUAUAUAAUUUAGUAUUUGACGCUUAAAAGUUUAUAUGAAGAAAACAAAAAUAAUCAUUAUACGUUAGCGUGUGA
Chrysoperla carnea is the source of this 2073-nucleotide messenger RNA. It is a transcript of the gene wap, whose product is annotated as DDB1- and CUL4-associated factor 7. The transcript has 4 exons. Lineage: Eukaryota; Metazoa; Arthropoda; Insecta; Neuroptera; Chrysopidae. The record is from RefSeq and is a predicted model, not a curated record. Gene Ontology annotation, molecular function: protein binding. Gene Ontology annotation, cellular component: nucleus. Bases 45 to 1097 code for a protein of 350 amino acids.